Styela clava is the source of this 2038-nucleotide messenger RNA. Lineage: Eukaryota; Metazoa; Chordata; Ascidiacea; Stolidobranchia; Styelidae. The record is from RefSeq and is a predicted model, not a curated record.
AGCAACAAUGUAAUCUUUUAGAUAAAUGAGCAUAACCAUGGUUAGCUAUUCCUUGCUUAUAUGCAUGCUUUGCAUGACUUCAACACAAGCUCAAAAGGAUAUACUUUCUCCUCCUUACACUUGCACUACAACAACAACACUAUGUCAACCUGGAGAAACCACAGAACAUGCUACGUCGACACUUCGAACAUCUACAUCUCAGGGAAGACCAGGAAAACGAGGAAUGAAUGGAUUGCCUGGAAUAAAAGGAGAAAAGGGAGAAUCUUGUCAGUGUGACAUUGUUGAUGAAGAGGCAAUGAGGGACAUGAGAAGGAAAAUGGAUAAAAUUGAAACAGAAAAUCGAGAAAUGAAACAACAAAUUCAGGAUCUCGAAACAACAAAUAUUCAGAUGAAUCGAACUAUCAGAAAUUUGGAAGUUGGAAAGGUUGAUUUCCUUUUUCCAUCAAGUUGUGACCAAAAUGGGACGGAUGAAAAAAUAUAUCCAUGGAGAAACGAAGGAAACUUCAGACCUGCUACAGUAAAUUGCGAACUAUAUUCAGUGAAUGAAGAUGGAUGGAUUACAAUUCAGAGACGGCAAGAUGGAUCAAUCAGGUUCCAUGACAGAAACUGGGAAAGUUAUGCCAGAGGUUUUGGAGAUAAAAAUGGAGAAUUUUGGCUUGGUCUUCGAACAAUUCAUCAACUGACAACAUCGAGAAAUUAUAAACUUCGUAUUGAUAUGAGACAAAAAUCUGGUACAGCAUAUUACGCAGAAUACAGCACAUUCAAAGUAGGAAGUGAAAAGUCAAAAUUUCAGCUGACAAUCUCUGGAUAUUCUGGUAAUGCUCAAGACACUAUGUCGUAUCAUAAUCAUCGAUAUUUUUCCACUUAUGAUGUAGACAAUGACUCACGAGGAAAUGAAAAUUGUGCUCGCAGAAGCGAUGGUGCCUGGUGGUAUGGGAAUUGCGAGCAUUCCAACCUGAAUGGAAAAUAUGACAGUCACUUUCACUGGGGACAUCUUCUCUCGUUCAGUGAAAUGAAGAUUCUCCCGGUGUAAAUAAUCAUCACAGGUGUUCAAGCAACUUCAACGUAGAGAUUCUUAAAUUCGAAAAUAACUUGUGAUUUACUAUGUUUUAGACUGAAAAUUCAAAACACGAGUAGAAAAUCUGCGAUGUAAUCCUGAACGUGUUUUCAUGAUUGUAUUAACCUAUUCCUAACUUUUAGUUUUAUAGCAACACGCAUUGAAUUGUACGAAUUUGGAAAGUCGUAAUUUAUAUUUGAUCAAAUAAUACCAAUUGCUCAAUGCUACUACUGUAGUAAUUUUUAUUUACCUCAUCAUUUAAAACAUACCGUGUAGAAUUUCAAUAGAAUUAACAUAGAUUUUAAAGCAAAAUUAGAAAUUUCAAUGUAGAUAUGUUUGAAGUAUGGAGCAUUGAAAAAAUAUUAAAUUCACCAGUUAAUUAGAUAAUAUGAUUAAUAGAUCUCAGUAAUAUAAAUGUGAAAAAGAGGAAUCCCUAAACACAUGAAGACGUAGGUCGUGCAUCUGUUCUGGUACGAUAAUGUCUGAGAGCACAAAAUUUGCCAAAAAGAUUGGUAAACCAGCGGGAGAAAAAUUGCUUCCUCUGAUUGAAAUAUAUUGAAAUAUCGGGCUCCAUAGGACUCGGAGAAAUACGAAAAAAAAUGUAAUAGUCUUCUAGCAACUGUUCGCAUGUGGAAUCGAUAUUUGGAUUCGAUUUACUUAUAGAUUAAAGUGAUUUUUCGGAUCUUUUGUGCACAGCCCCAUCCACCAAUGCAAAAUGUGAGAUUUGAGAUAAACACCCCUUCCACGUUUCAAAAUAACAAAUUAGUAAUCGUCCAGUUGCGAUUAGGAAUGAUUAGAAAUUUACGAUGCAUUGCCCCCAUCUUGUGCCAGCUUUGUUGGCAUUGCACGUGGUACAUCUUAGGUUCAAAUCCUGUCAUGUGUUGUGACUUUGUGUAACGUGUCGAGUAUACGACGUUCUGAUUGGCUGCUUUGUAAGUCCAGGUGUGUGUGACGUAUUCAUGUUUAGGCUAAUCACACCAU